Closterium sp. Naga37s-1 is the source of this 3018-nucleotide messenger RNA. The record is from the annotation of a GenBank genome assembly. Lineage: Eukaryota; Viridiplantae; Streptophyta; Zygnematophyceae; Desmidiales; Closteriaceae.
AUGGACGCAUUGCUGCAGGUAUGGCCCCUCCCUUCCACCUCCCCUGCUGCAAGUAUGACCCCUCCUUUCCUCCUCCCUGCUGCAGGUAUGGCCCUUCCUUUCCUCCUCCCUGCUGCAGGUAUGGCCCCUCCUUUCCUCCUCCCUGCUGCAGGUAUGGCCCCUCCUUUCCUCCUCCCUGCUGCAGAUAUGGCCCCUCCUUUCCUCCUCCUUGCUGCAAUGGCCUUUCUGCACCUCGCCUCGCACCGCCGCAUGGACGCGCUGCUCCAAGUAAGGGCCCUCUUUUCCUCCCUGCUCCUAGUAAGGCUCCCCCUUUCACACACGCUCCUCCCACGUGGCCUUCCUCCACCGCUGCAUGUUCGCCCUGCUGGAGGUAUGGCCCCUCCCUUGCACCUCAGUGACCGGCACCACAUUCUCCCAUCACCUCAUCCCCCCUCAUGUGCUCCCAACCCCUUAACCCUCCCCACCUGUCCCCAUCCCUCCCCACCCGUGCCCAUCCGUCCCUCGCCACCUGUGCAUCAGCAACUGCAAGCCCUGCAGCCGUUUGGGCUGGCGGGUGCCUCCCUGGCAAGUGCUGCACUGACAGGCGGGAUUCAGGCCGGUGCUGCUGCCCUGACAAGGCAAAAGGGGCGGCCAGGCGGAGGGCGUGGGGGAGCAGGGUUGGCCGGUGAUGGGGGGAGUGAGGUGGAGGGGGUGUGCGGGGGACGGGGACGCAUGCCACACUGCCUCGGUCCAGCAGGCACAGAGGACCGGGGCAAGGGGGAGGCGGAGGGGGAAUAUCUGAUGGUGCAGCUCCGAGGGGGGCUUAACCAGAUGCGCGCAGGGGUGAGUGGGUGCAGGGUGGCCUCUCUUCCAACGAAGCUGCUGCAGCCGCCAUCGUUUAUCUCCCCACCCCGUCCUCCUCCCUGUCCUUCCCCCUCUCUUCAUCUCCCCCGUGGUGGUGGCGAGGAUGCUGGCGCCAUCCCCCCUUCAUCUUCCCACCCCGUCCUACCCCCCUGCCUUCCCCACCCCCCAUCCUCACCUGUAUGCUGGCAGAUCUGCGAUGCAGUGGUGGUGGCGAAGAUGCUAGGGGCGACCCUGGUGCUGCCGCUGCUUGAUAACUCCUCCUGGUGGGCUGACGGCAGCACCUUCUCCGAUGUGUUUGACGCGCCUCACUUCAUCCGCACCCUCGCCCCCUCAGUGCGGGUGGUGCCACGUCUACCUGCCACGCUGAGGGACCUGCCCCCUGUGGUGCGCACCGUGCCCAAAGCCUCCUCGCCGGACUACUACCUCAAGCAUGUGCGCCCCCUCCUCAGUGCGCUCAGGGACUUGCCUCCAGUGUUCUUCUUCCUCCAACCCCUCACCUUCUCCCCCAACACCAUCGCAUCACAGGAGGGCGCAGGUGCUGAAGCUGAACCAUUUCAUUUCAAGCUCAACUAUAGCCUCCCUGCAACAGCUCUCCUCUGUUUGAGCCCACUCAAACUAUUUCCCCCCUCUCUUCUUCCCCCCCUCUACCUACGUCACAGGAUAGCGCAGGUGCUGAAGCUGAACCACUCCAAGAGGGCGCAGGUGCUGAAGCUGAACCAUUUCAAGUUCAAGCUAAAUUACAGUCUCCCUGCACCCCUGCAAAAGCUGCGCUGUGAAGCCAACUACGAGGCACUUCACUUUGUACCGGCAGUCACUCAAGCCAUCGCCCCUUUCCCCCACCCUGCCACCCCCCCGUGUACCAACCCCCCCUUCCUCCCUCUCCCCCACCCCCUCCCCACCAGCUGCGCUCUGCGCUGUAAAGCCAACUACGAGGCGCUACGCUUCGUGCCGGCAGUCACUCAAGCCGUCGCCCAUCUCACCCACGCCCUCACCCACCCCUCCCCCCUCGCCGCCUACGCUUCCAUUUCCCCUGGCGCUCCUGCUGCUGCUCCUUCUGUUGCUUCGUACUCUGCCUCUGCUGCCGGUGCUGGCCCUGCUGCUGCUGCGACAAGCUGCGGUGGUGAAGAGGCCGGGCAUGGAGCACAAGAGCAAGCGGCACAGAUGGGGCAGAGGGAGCAGAGGGAAGCGAUGGGAGGGACGGGAGGGAUGGCGGCAGAGGGGAGUGGGGAGGCAGUCAAGUAUGUGGCGCUGCACCUGAGGUACGAGCCUGACAUGCUCGCAUUCACUGGGUGUGACUAUGGCGGAGGGAGAAAAGAGAGGAGGCUGCUUGAGGGGAUCAGGAAGCGAUGGCCAGAGCUUCCCAGACAGAACCCCAAGCAGCAGAGAGCCAAGGGAAAGUGCCUCGUCACUCCCUCGCAGUUUCCCUACAAGCCUUGCCCCCCCCCCCCUUCACCCGCCUCUACACUGCCUUGGGUGGCACUAGUGCUGCAAGUCCCGGGCUUCCCCCCUUCAACACACCGCUACAUCGCUUCGGUGGCCCUACAAGCCCUUGGCUUCCCUUCGUCAACUCGCCUUUACAUCGCCUCGGGCGAGCUCCACGGGGGGCCCUCCGCCCUGCUUCCCUUACUCAAGGCCUUCCCCUUUGCCACCGACAAAUACUCCCUCGCUCGCUCCCUCGCUCCUGCUAGGGGGAAGGAGGGCAGGGUGGCCGACAGGGAUGUGUCAAGCGGUGCAGGGGGAGAGAGUGGAGCAGCGAAGGGUGCAGCUGUAGAGUGGGGAAGAGGGGGCGAUGGGGGAGGGGGAGUAGGAGGAGGGGUAUUGGAGGGGCUGCAAGGGAGGAAGACGCUUCUAGCGGCGGUGGACUAUGAGAUGUGCCGGCGAGGGCACAUGCUGGUGCUGAAUAACAACGGCAACAUGGCUCACCUGCUCUCCGGUCACAGAAGCAAUGGCAACAUGGCACACCUGCUUGCUGGGCCUAGAGUGGUGGGCAAUGGUAUGGUGGUGAGGGGGUGGGAGACGGGGGCAGAUGCUGGUGGUGAGGGGGUGGGAGACGGGGACAGAUGCUGGCACAGCCGUGUUGGAAGCACAGUGCAGGUGUUUUGCUCAUCAGAGGCGCGUUUGCCCCAUUCAGUUACCGCCUCAGUCCCCAACCCCCUAACUCCCACCAAGUUCUAA